UUGUUUCUCAAAAUCCAAAAACGCCUCUCUCGCUCGCGCUUGCUGUGGCUGAGAGGACAAUGGCCACCGCCGAUGAAGCGGAAAUCGAGGCAGAAGUAGAAGCUGUGCAAGCAGUGUACGGAGACGAUUGCGUGGUAAUCGAUUCCUACCCUCCACACCUCCACGUUCACAUCAAGCCUCGCACCGCCGAUGUCACGUCCCAACAGUUUGUGGAGGCAGUUAUUGUCAUACGAGCAGGUUCCCAGUAUCCAAAGGAGCCACCUCAUAUUAAUCUACUAGAUUCCAAUGGUCUUGAUGACCGAAGGCAAAAAGAUUUGAUAACUUGUAUACAAGACAAAGCGUGUGAACUCUCGUCUUAUUUGAUGCUUGUAGCACUUUGCGAGGAAGCGGUGGAGAAGCUCACUGUUAUGAAUCAUCCUGACGGUGAUUGUCCAUUGUGUUUGUAUCCUUUGCUUCCAGAGGAUGAACAGAAUAAAACUUUGCCAUUUAUGAAGUUAAUGUCCUGUUUUCAUUGUUUUCACAGUGAAUGCAUUAUUAGGUGGUGGCAUUGGCUCCAAACGGAAAAGGAAACAAGUGUUGGUGAUUCAUCUAGUGCAACUAUACGUCCUAUCAGUACCAUGGAAAACAAAGCCGACACGCGUGGAGCAAUGGAAGAGAGCAUGGGAACCUGCCCAGUCUGCCGCAAGGUUUUUCUUGCCAAAGAUUUUGAGCAUGUACUUGACUUGGUUGCUUCUCAUUCUUCUCAAUUGAAUUUUCAUGAAAUUGAAGUAGAUGACAAUCAGAAGCUCCUUGAGUCUGAUUCUGAGGAUGUUAGAAGAGAAAAAUUUGAGGCUAUAUUGAGGCUACAGCAAGAAAACAAUGGCUUAAUUGAGCCUAAAAAAAAUCUAGUUGUUGUGCCUGGUAUGUUUCUCCUGCAAACAGAUUCUGCUGCCAGUACUUCCGCCAAAGAAUCGCCUGAGCAACCACAAAUAGAAGCCACAGGUACCCCGGAAGCGCAUUCUAGUGGUUCCUCAACGCUCUUGAACACCAGCGUGCAAAGGCGCACCGGCAUGAGGAAGCACAGAGCAUGGAAUCCAAGAAAGCAAGUGAAACAGUCAGCGGCAUCGCCUAGCACAAUGUCGACCAGAGAAUCUGGUGAGCAACAAGGAAGGGAUCCUGCAGUCACCUUGGGAACACAUUCUGUUGGUUCCAUAAGUAGACCAAGCACUAGUGAGCUCAGGACCUCUGGCAUGAGGAAGCAGAGACAUUGGAAUUCAAGAAAGCCAGUCGAGAAGUGGAUUAGGAAGGAAAAUGCUACAUCAGAGUGACUAUUUAUUGUAUUAAUUCUCUUUUUUGUUGUAUGUUUUCCCAUCAUAAUUUUCAAAUUGCAAGUAAAA
Molecule: messenger RNA, 1376 nt
Organism: Corylus avellana
Lineage: Eukaryota; Viridiplantae; Streptophyta; Magnoliopsida; Fagales; Betulaceae
Product: RWD domain-containing protein
Biological process (GO): protein ubiquitination
Cellular component (GO): nucleus
Molecular function (GO): protein binding; ubiquitin protein ligase activity
Source: RefSeq, a predicted model, not a curated record